CCGUAGAGCGGAGCCCGCCUCGCGCGCGACCCCGGCCGAGGUGAGCACAGCGCCGAGCACAGCGCCGCCGCCUCGGCCCAGCCGGCCCAGCCGAGCCGACAGACAGUUCGUCAAGAGACUUGGUUGCGGACGGGACCAGACCGUGCAGCCUCAGACCACAAACACAAAGAUGCAGCGCGCCGUGUGGAGCGUGGCGCUGGCGGCGGCGCUGGCGCUCGCCCUGGCCGAGGCCCUCCCCGCCAAGAGCACGGCGGCCUCGCCGUCCAGGGCGUCCUCGCCCGCGCGCCCCGGCUCCCCCGGAGCCGCCUUCGGCAACGCGGGCAAGAAGGCCGGGCUCGAGAUCUGGAGGGUGGAGAACUUCGCGCCCGUCGCAUACCCCAAGAAUGACUACGGCAAGUUCUACUCCGGCGACUCCUACAUCGUCCUCAACACCCGCGAGAACCGAGGCACCUUCAGCUGGGACAUCUUCUUCUGGCUCGGCAAGGACACUUCUCAGGACGAGUCCGGCGCUGCCGCCAUCCUCUCCGUGGAGCUCGACGACGCCUUGGGCGGCUCUCCGGUGCAACACCGCGAGAUCCAGGACCACGAGAGCAAGCAGUUCCUCGACCUCUUCAGUGGCGGCGUGCGCUACCUGCCGGGCGGAGUCAGCAGCGGCUUCCACCACGUCACCAUCAACGCCGACUCGGACAAGAAGCUGUACCAAGUCAAGGGCAAGCGCAACGUGCGCGUGAGGCAGGUGUACGCCGACGUGUCCUCCAUGAACCACGGCGACUGCUUCAUCCUGGACACGGGCAAGGGCGACAUCCUCGUCUUUGUCGGCCGCGGCGCCAAGCGCGUCGAGAAGAUCAAGGCGACCCAGGCCGCCAACAUGAUCCGCGACCAGGACCACCACGGCCGCUCCAAGGUGUCCAUCAUCGACGAGUUCAGCCCCGUGAUCGACGUGGAGAACUUCUUCAAGAUCCUGGGCUCCGGCGCCCCCAACAAGAUCCCAGACGAUUCUGCCGGAGGCGACGACGCUGACUUCGAAAAGCAGAUCGACAACACCGUCGUCUUGUACAAAGUGAGCGACGCCACCGGCAGCCUCAAGGUGGACAAGUUGGCGCAGAAGCCCCUGAGUCAGAGUGAACUCAACACCAACGACGCUUUCAUCCUUGAUGCGGGAGCGUCCGGCAUCUACGUGUGGGUGGGCCGCAAGUCCACCAAGGACGAGAAGUUGGAGUCCAUGAAGAAGGGAGAGAAGUACUUGGCGGAUAACAAGUACCCCAGCUGGACGAAGAUUCAGCGAGUUGUCGAGGCGGCCGAACCCGCUGGCUUCAAGCAGUACUUCGGCGACUGGAGAGGCUGAGUGCUACGAACUGAAGGGCACAAACCAAUGUGAUCUAAUUUUAAACAUAUUUAAUACAGUCUUUAAAACUACAGAAACGAAUCCAACUUGCUCAGUAUGAAGUCAGCCUCAAAGAGUGAGGUCCAAUAACUUUGACGAUUAUUUCCCCGAAUAAACCUAACAAAUAAACAUUUUCCAUAACAAAAAGA
This is a messenger RNA of Frankliniella occidentalis (western flower thrips), 1533 nucleotides long. Its product is annotated as actin depolymerising venom protein gelsolin 1. The record is from RefSeq and is a predicted model, not a curated record. The transcript is spliced from 10 exons. Bases 170 to 1345 code for a protein of 391 amino acids. Gene Ontology annotation, biological process: actin filament severing; actin polymerization or depolymerization; barbed-end actin filament capping. Lineage: Eukaryota; Metazoa; Arthropoda; Insecta; Thysanoptera; Thripidae. Gene Ontology annotation, cellular component: actin cytoskeleton; cytoplasm. Gene Ontology annotation, molecular function: actin filament binding; phosphatidylinositol-4,5-bisphosphate binding.